This is a messenger RNA of Capsella rubella, 1755 nucleotides long. RefSeq names its product cytochrome P450 71B26. NCBI's taxonomy places the organism in Eukaryota, Viridiplantae, Streptophyta, Magnoliopsida, Brassicales, Brassicaceae. Gene Ontology annotation, molecular function: monooxygenase activity; oxidoreductase activity, acting on paired donors, with incorporation or reduction of molecular oxygen; iron ion binding. The record is from RefSeq and is a predicted model, not a curated record. The transcript is spliced from 3 exons. The coding region runs from base 41 to 1546 and encodes 501 amino acids.
GCUUUCUUCAUAACUCGGGAAAAAACAAUAUAAUAUACUGAUGGCUAACGUUUUGAUUUUGUCACUUCUCUCCCUAAUCAUCAUCUUUCUUCUUCUCACCGCCUUGAAACGUGCAAAGCGACGGCAACUUCAAUCAAUACCGUCUCCUCCUGGUUUCCCUAUCAUCGGAAACUUACAUCAGCUCGGAGAAUUACCACAUCAGUCUCUAUGGAAACUCUCAAACAAGUAUGGUCCUAUCAUGUUUUUGAAGCUUGGAAAUGUCCCAACAGUCACACUUUCUUCCUCUGAGACAGCAAAACAAGCUCUAAGAGAUCAUGACCUCCUUUGUUGUACCCGUCCUUCCUUAGCAGGGGGUAGAGAGCUCUCUUACAACAACCGGGACAUAUCUUUCUCUCCUUACAAUGAUUACUGGAAAGAACUAAGGAAGCUAUGCACUCAAGAGAUCUUUAGUGCUAAAAAUAUUCAGUUAACUCAACCCAUCAAGGACGAGGAGGUCAAGAAACUGAUUGAUUCGAUCACGGAAUCAGCUUCUCAAAAGACUCCGAUCAACCUGAACGAGAAGUGUCUUGCUUUAACUGUAAGUAUAGUAUGUAGGACAGCCUUUGGUGUGAGUUUUGAGGGAACUGUGCUUAGCAAUGACAGGUUCAACAAGUUAAUCCGUGAAGCUUUCGAGAUGAUGGGAAGUUUCUCUGCCUCAGAUUAUAUUCCGUACGUUGGUUGGAUCAUUGACUGGUUCACUGGUUUGCAAGGGCGGAGAGAAAAAAGCGCGAAAGACCUCGAUGCAUUCUAUGAACAAAUUAUUGAUAAGCAUAAAGAGGAAAAGGAAGUAGAGAAUGAAGAUUUUGUGGACUCACUCUUAAGAUUGGAGAAAGAAGAAGCUGUUAUUGGAAAUGGCAAGUUCACAAGAAAUAAUGUUAAAGCAAUCUUGAUGGACAUUCUUUUAGCGGGGAUUGAAACUUCUGCAGGAACCAUGACAUGGGUGAUGGCAGAACUUGCGAGGAACCCACGAGUGAUGAGGAAAGUUCAAUCUGAAAUCCGAAACAGAUUUGGGAAGAGAGAACUAAUCAGCUUGGAAGACAUAGAUCAACUACACUACUUGAAAAUGGUGAUUAAAGAAACAUGGAGGCUACAUCCUCCAGCACCUCUUCUGCUCCCAAGAGAAGUAAUGUCUGAAUUUGAGAUCAACGGCUACAAGAUUGAAGCCAAGACACAGAUUCAUGUCAACGUAUGGGCUAUCGGGCGUGAUCCCGAUACCUGGAAAGACCCGGAGGAGUUUCUUCCCGAGAGGUUUCUUGAUAGUAACAUUGAUACAAAAGGACAGAGCUUUGAGUUGUUACCGUUUGGGGGCGGCCGGAGAAUGUGUCCUGCGAUGUACUUGGGGACAGUAAUGGUGGAGUUUGGUAUGGCGAAUAUGUUGUAUCAUUUUGACUGGAAGUUACCAGAAGGCAUGGUUGUUGAAGAUGUUGACGUGGACGAAGCUCCUGGACUCACUGUGAACAAGAAAAAUGAUCUUCUGCUUGUGCCAGCGAAGUAUUUGGAUAACUGAUCUCUUGAAUGCUUGAUCUAAGUUCAUCAUGCUCGAUUAUACAUAAACAGAACACGCAGUCUGAAGUUCCUCUGUUUCUUUUAGAAGUGUUUAUGGAAGUGUCUAAGAGAAACUUUUCAUUUGUAACGUAACUUGUACGUCAACUGCAAAAUGAGCUUUACGAUCAUCUUCAAAUAUGAAACUAAGAAUUGCUCAUUGGGUUGAAUUGA